GGCGCGGCCGCCCCGUCGGCGCCGCGGCGCGCCCGCGGAGGGGCGGCGCUGGGGGCGGCGGCUCGGCGGCGGCAACUUUUGGGAGCCGGCGGCGGCAGCGCGGAGGCUGCGCGGGGGAUGGCGGCGGCCAGGCAGCGGCGGCGCUGAGGCAGCGGCGGCGGCGGCGCGAUGCCGGCGGCGGCCGGGGGGCUGCUGUGGUGGAGCUGCUGCGUGCUGGCGGCGGCGGCCGGGGCCCCGCGGGCCGCCGCGGCGGCGCAGGCAGUGUGUGCCGGCACCGAGAACAAGCUGAGCUCCCUGUCUGACCUGGAGCAGCAGUACCGGGCCCUGCGCAAGUACUAUGAGAACUGCGAGGUGGUGAUGGGCAACCUGGAGAUCACCAGCAUCGAGCACAACAGGGACCUCUCCUUCCUCAGGUCCAUCCGGGAAGUCACCGGCUACGUGUUGGUGGCUCUGAACCAGUUUGAGUACCUGCCCCUGGAGAACCUGCGCAUCGUGCGCGGCACCAAGCUCUACGAGGAGCGCUACGCGCUGGCCAUUUUCCUCAACUACAGGAAGGACGGCAACUUCGGCCUCAGGGAGCUCGGCCUGAGGAACCUCACGGAGAUACUGAAUGGAGGGGUGUACGUUGGCCAGAACAAAUUCCUCUGCUUCGCUGACACCAUCCAUUGGCAAGACAUCGUGCGGAACCCCUGGGCCUCCAACUUCACUCUGGUUCCAACAAACGGCAGCUCAGGAUGUGGUCGUUGCCACAAGUCGUGCACAGGCCGGUGCUGGGGACCCACCGAGAAUCACUGCCAGACCUUGACCAAGACCGUGUGUGCAGAGCAGUGCGACGGGCGCUGCUACGGGCCCUACGUCAGCGACUGCUGCCACCGCGAGUGCGCCGGCGGCUGCUCCGGACCCAAGGACACCGACUGCUUCGCGUGCAUGAAUUUCAACGACAGCGGUGCCUGUGUGACGCAGUGCCCCCAGACCUUCGUGUACAACCCCACCACCUUCCAGCUGGAGCACAACCACAACGCCAAGUACACCUACGGCGCCUUCUGCGUCAAGAAGUGCCCUCACAACUUUGUGGUAGACUCCAGCUCUUGUGUGCGGGCGUGCCCGAGCUCCAAGAUGGAGGUGGAAGAAAAUGGCAUUAAGAUGUGCAAGCCCUGCACUGACAUUUGUCCUAAAGCGUGUGAUGGCAUUGGGACGGGGAGUUUGGUGUCAGCUCAGACGGUGGACUCCAGCAACAUUGACAAGUUUGUAAACUGUACCAAGAUCAAUGGCAACCUCAUCUUCCUCGUCACUGGCAUUCAUGGAGACCCGUAUCACACCAUCGCUGCCAUCAAUCCAGAGAAAUUGAACAUCUUCCAAACAGUGAGAGAGAUAACAGGGUAUUUGAACAUCCAGUCGUGGCCUGAGAACAUGACAGACUUCAGGGUGUUCUCUAACCUGGUCACCAUCGGUGGGAGAGCUCUCUACAGUGGCCUUUCCUUGCUCAUCCUGAAGCAGCAAGGCAUCACCUCGCUGCAGUUCCAGUCCCUGAAGCAGAUCAGCGCCGGCAACAUCUACAUCACGGACAACAGCAACCUGUGCUACUACCACACGGUGAACUGGAGCAGCCUCUUCAGCACGCCCAGCCAGAAAACCGUGAUCCACCGCAACAAACGGGCAGAGAACUGCACUGCCGAUGGGAUGGUGUGCAACGAGCUGUGCUCCAGCGACGGCUGCUGGGGGCCAGGCCCAGACCAGUGCCUGUCCUGCAAGCGCUUCAUCAGGGGCAGGACCUGCAUCGACUCCUGCAACCUCUACGAUGGGGAAUUCCGAGAGUUUGCCAACGGCUCUGUGUGCGUGGAGUGUGACCCGCAGUGUGAGAAGAUGGAGGAGAACAUGAUCACCUGCUACGGCCCGGGACCUGACCACUGCACAAAGUGUUUCCACUUCAAGGACGGUCCCAACUGCGUGGAGAAGUGUCCUGAUGGCCUGCAGGGAGCCAACAGCUUCAUUUUCAAGUACGCCGACGAGGACCGGGAGUGCCACCCGUGUCACCCCAACUGCACGCAGGGGUGUAGAGGCCCCGCUAGCCAGGACUGCAUUUUCUAUCCCUGGACACGGCAGUCCUCGCUGCCACAGCACGCUAGAACACCCCUGAUUGCUGCGGGAGUUAUUGGCGGCCUCUUCAUCAUCGUCAUCAUGGGCCUGACGUUUGCGGUGUACGUGCGGCGCAAAAGCAUCAAGAAGAAGAGAGCGCUGCGGCGGUUCCUGGAGACAGAGCUGGUGGAACCAUUGACCCCGAGUGGCACAGCACCCAACCAAGCACAGCUCCGCAUCCUGAAGGAGACAGAGCUGAAGAGAGUCAAGGUCCUGGGCUCUGGAGCCUUUGGCACCGUGUACAAGGGGAUCUGGGUGCCUGAGGGAGAAACAGUGAAGAUUCCUGUGGCCAUCAAGAUCCUGAACGAGACCACUGGUCCAAAAGCCAACGUGGAGUUCAUGGAUGAAGCCCUGAUCAUGGCCAGCAUGGACCACCCGCACCUGGUGAGGCUGCUGGGGGUGUGCCUGAGCCCCACCAUCCAGCUGGUGACACAGCUCAUGCCCCACGGCUGCCUCCUGGAUUACGUCCAUGAGCACAAGGACAACAUCGGCUCCCAGCUCCUGCUCAACUGGUGUGUCCAGAUAGCCAAGGGAAUGAUGUACCUGGAAGAGAGGAGACUCGUGCACCGCGACUUGGCAGCCCGUAACGUGCUGGUGAAAUCACCAAACCACGUGAAAAUCACUGACUUUGGCUUGGCCAGGCUCCUGGAAGGGGAUGAGAAGGAGUACAAUGCUGAUGGGGGAAAGAUGCCAAUUAAGUGGAUGGCUCUGGAGUGCAUACACUACAGGAAAUUCACCCAUCAGAGUGAUGUGUGGAGCUAUGGAGUGACCAUCUGGGAGCUGAUGACCUUUGGGGGGAAGCCGUACGACGGGAUCCCGACGCGCGAGAUCCCCGACCUGCUGGAGAAGGGGGAGCGCCUGCCCCAGCCCCCCAUCUGCACCAUCGACGUCUAUAUGGUGAUGGUGAAGUGCUGGAUGAUUGACGCUGACAGUCGGCCAAAAUUCAAGGAGCUGGCUGCUGAGUUCUCCAGGAUGGCUCGGGACCCUCAGAGAUACCUGGUAAUUCAGGGAGACGAUCGUAUGAAGCUCCCAAGCCCAAAUGACAGCAAGUUCUUCCAAAAUCUCCUUGAUGAAGAAGACCUGGAAGAUAUGAUGGAUGCUGAAGAGUAUCUUGUUCCUCAAGCCUUCAACAUUCCUCCUCCCAUCUACACCUCCAGGACAAGAAUUGAUUCCAACAGGAACCAGUUUGUGUACCGGGACGGCGGCUACGCCGCGGAAGUGCCGAUGCCCUACAGGGCCCCGGGCUGCGUCAUUCCCGAAGCCCCGGCUGCCCAAGGGGCCGCGGCAGAGAUCUUUGAAGACGCUUGCUGCAAUGGCACGAUGAAGAAACAGGUGGCAGCCCUGGCAAAGGAGGACAGCAGCACCCAGAGGUACAGCGCCGACCCCACCAUCUUCAUUCCCGAGCGGGCCGUGCGCGGAGAGCUGGAUGAGGACGGGUACAUGACACCGAUGCGAGACAAACCCAAAACAGAUUACCUGAACCCCGUGGAAGAGAACCCAUUUGUGUCCCGCCGGAAGAACGGAGAUCUGCAAGCUGUGGACAACCCGGAGUAUCACAGCGCUCCCAACGGGCAGCCCAAGGCAGAGGACGAGUACGUGAACGAGCCCCUGUACCUCAACACCUUUGCCAAUACCUUGGAAAACGCCGAGUACCUGAAGAACAACCUGCCGGAGAAAGCCAAGAAGGCCUUUGACAACCCAGACUACUGGAACCACAGCCUGCCCCCCCGGAGCACCCUCCAGCACCCGGACUACCUGCAAGAGUACAGCACAAAGUACUUUUACAAACAGAACGGACGGAUCCGGCCCAUAGUGGCAGAGAAUCCUGAAUACCUCUCCGAGUUCUCCCUGAAGCCUGGCACUGUGCUGCCCCCGCCGCCCUACAGACACCGGAACACCGUGGUGUAGUGG
Molecule: messenger RNA, 4047 nt
Organism: Prinia subflava (tawny-flanked prinia)
Lineage: Eukaryota; Metazoa; Chordata; Aves; Passeriformes; Cisticolidae
Gene: ERBB4
Product: erb-b2 receptor tyrosine kinase 4
Exons: 27
Coding region: 169-4044 (1291 amino acids)
Biological process (GO): negative regulation of apoptotic process; positive regulation of kinase activity; cell surface receptor protein tyrosine kinase signaling pathway
Cellular component (GO): signaling receptor complex; plasma membrane; basal plasma membrane
Molecular function (GO): epidermal growth factor receptor binding; ATP binding; transmembrane receptor protein tyrosine kinase activity
Source: RefSeq, a predicted model, not a curated record